AUGUGGCCGUGGGGGGACCGUACAGGACUUCUUCUGAUCCCACCUCUGCUACUGGCUCUGCAGCUGCUGGUGCUGUGGCCCAAACUGCCCAGUGCUGUGCAGAGAGACGUGGGAGAGCAGACAGAAACGGCGUUCAGCGUGAUGAGCAUCGAUCCGGAAACACGCCAGAGGGGGCGCUCUGCAGGAGGAGCAGAUGUGGGGGCGCAGGGGGGCGCAGGAGGGGGGCAGGGGUUGUAUGAGGACGAGAAUGAGCUCAACUCACGACAGGUUGCCAUGGUGAUAGAGAAGGCUCUCGGGGUGGGGGCUCAUGAGGAGAUGGUGCCAUAUUCUCUGGAGAUGCAGCCUUGGGCUCCCAAUACAUCUUUUGGAGCAGAACUCAACCGUAUACUUAAGUAUAUCAACACUCCACAGCUAAACUGCUCCAAAGUUUUAUCCUCUGAGACGCAGAAGGCCACAGCAGCCCCUCCCCGGUGGCAGCUGUGUGCUGAAGACUGGCUGCUCCACACCAGUCCAUGUGUAGCGUACAGCUUCAGUAUGGACGGGGGAGACAGAGACUUUCAAAGCACUGUGUCAAGGUUGGGCUGCGAAGUCCAUAGUUUUGAUCCCAGCAGUUCCAGUACAUCUGGUGGUCACCUUGGCAACAGUUUUGCAAGCCAGGGAAGAGACAUGUUGAGCCAGCACAAGAUGUGGCUGGAGUGGCGUAGUUCAAGGAAAAGUAAACGGAAGAUGAGAAACAGUGUUUCUUUAACUCUGGCAGACAUCAUGGCAGCUCUGGGACACCGUGCGGUGCACUUCCUGUAUGCAGACCUGCUGAGUGCUGAAUGGAGAGUCUUCCAGAACUGGAUUGAGUCAGGCACUUUGCAAAGUGUCCAUCAUGUGGUGGCCACAGUGAACCUGCAGUGGGCCGGGUUUGAGGUGACCGGAACAGAGCAGGAAGUGCUGCGUUACUGGUUCAGUGUCUUACUGGGACUGCAGGCCUCUGGACUCAGGCUGGUCCACAGCUCUGCAGGAAAAGGGCAAAGUGUUCUCAAACAAACUGUGACAGGAGCACACAGUUCCUACACACUGAGCUGGGUCAACACCAGCCUCUAA
Messenger RNA from Knipowitschia caucasica, 1092 nucleotides. The record is from the annotation of a GenBank genome assembly. Lineage: Eukaryota; Metazoa; Chordata; Actinopteri; Gobiiformes; Gobiidae.